GAUCGGGGUGAGGCAAGUGAAGCACGAUGAUGAUGACUAAUCCCGUUCAGAGUGCAUAGUGAUUCUGAUUCUUCCAUUUCCAUUGCUUUAGUGAGAGAGAGAGAGAGAGAGAGAGAGAAUGGUGAGGGAAGUGUCAGAGAGUUGCAUGGAUAGCCUGUUGACGGAGAUGGUUGCGUGCUAUUGCAAUCGAUUCUACGCCAAUAAGCCCGAUCUUGCUGCCCGCAGGAUCGAGGCCAUUGGAUAUCAGGUCGGUCACCAGCUCUCUGAAAGGUAUACCAUGGAGCGGCCUCGGUUCAGUGAUCAUCUUGAGGCAAUCAAGUUCAUCUGCAAGGAUUUUUGGUCUGAGCUCUUUAAGAAGCAGAUAGACAACUUGAAGACAAACCAUAGGGGUACCUUUGUAUUGCAAGAUAAUAAAUUUCCCUGGCUUGCACGGAUGUCAGUUGAUCCAUCUGCUGAUAAUGGUAGUUUAGUUGAAGAUAAUUCUUCACCUACAGCUGAAAACAAGGCAGCACAUGCAAUGAGCAUGCAUCUAUACUUCCCAUGCGGGAUCAUUAGAGGAGCUCUUUCCAACUUGGGAAUUCCUUGUGCAGUUUCUGCAGAUAUAUCAAACCUUCCAGCAUGUUCAUUUGUGGUCCGUAUAAAAGCUUGAUGAGUUCAUAGUUGUAUUACUGAUAGGAGGGGAAUCAAAACAUGCUUUGAUGCUUGUGAGCUCUUUUGUCGUAAAUUUGCUGGACUGGGGAAUGUUUCUUUGCCGUAUUUAAACUGUCAAAUAUUAUCGAUUUGGUUGUAGAGGAAGGGAUCCUGAGCAAGUAUUUUGAUAGAACGAGGAUUUGGUUCUUUCAGAUGCAGAUUGUGUGGAGAUUACGAUAAUGUGUUUCGUAAAAAAUUAUGGCGGUGUGUGGCAAGACGUUGGGAAUUUAAGUCAGUGUAAUGUUAUCGCUCUUGUAUUGAAUGCUAACCUUACAAUUAUAAUACUUUUUCCUUAUUUGA
Molecule: messenger RNA, 990 nt
Organism: Gastrolobium bilobum
Lineage: Eukaryota; Viridiplantae; Streptophyta; Magnoliopsida; Fabales; Fabaceae
Exons: 4
Coding region: 119-649 (176 amino acids)
Biological process (GO): regulation of GTPase activity; endoplasmic reticulum to Golgi vesicle-mediated transport
Cellular component (GO): TRAPP complex; trans-Golgi network; cis-Golgi network
Source: RefSeq, a predicted model, not a curated record